GGAGCUGGUUUACACAGCUGAUAACAGCGCGUUUGGGACGGAUACGGUCGACUCUCUGCGGGUGAAAACGGAAAAAAGUGCUUCUUUCUCUCUGCUAUGACCAUGAGAAUAAACCCCAGACUUGUGAGGAAGCUGCUGAGAUGUUCGGAAACUUGUGUAUUCAGAGCGACGCGUGGACAUUCAAAGAGGACGCAGACACGACCUAUUGGGCCGUGUUGUUCGUUGUUGAGCAGAGUGAUGGCUCUACCUCUGGCUCCUGUUACUUCCACAGUCAGAUCAAGACGUAGCUUCAUCAACCUGGCCGCCUCCGUCAGUCCACGAAGGAUGGAGCACUCCGAAUGCAGAACGUUUGGGUACACUCCAGAGCAGAUUUACAACAUAGUGGCAGACGUUGAUCAGUACAGCCAUUUUGUACCUUGGUGUAAGAAAUCUCGGACAGCGAAGACUAGAAACGGACAGGUUCUUGCGCAGUUGAUGGUCGGAUUUCCCCCCGUCCUUGAACACUACAUCUCCGAAGUCACCUACAUCCCAAACCACCAAGUCCGGGCUGUGUCCAGAGACGGGUCGCUCUUCCGCCAUCUUGAGACUGUCUGGAGUUUUUCCCCUGGUCCCACCCCAAACUCCUGCAAUGUGGAAUUCUUUGUUUCCUUUGAGUUCAAGUCGGUAUUCCACUCUCAGCUGGCCAGAGUAUUUUUUGAAGAAGUUGCCAAAGAAAUGGUCAAUGCUUUCGAGUCCAGAGCUGCUGCACUUUACAAAAACAGUCCAACAAAAUCCACAAAGAAACCAACUUGACCACAGUGUUGAUACAGAGGUCGCUCCCUAUUGCACGCACAAACUUUGACCUACACUUUUGAUAUUGCAUUUAUUUAUAGAUCACAGGUUAAUUUAUUGUAUUACUUGUAAAUAGAAAUUAUAUUAGGUUGUUCUUGUUUUUUUUAAUUUUUGGUCACAUUUUUACACACAAGUACCUCAGACCUGACUUGUACCUCGGACCUGACCUCUACCUCAGCAAAAUGUUGUAGCUUAUCUAUUUAGUUUCUGAAAUAAAAAUCUCUUCCUUUGCUUCCUUUUAUGUUGUUUUUAAAUGAUAAUUAGCAUUUCCCCAUGUAUAAGUUCAGUGUGACUACUUUUGUCUGAAUUAAAGCUGCACUAUGUAACUU
Molecule: messenger RNA, 1160 nt
Organism: Periophthalmus magnuspinnatus
Lineage: Eukaryota; Metazoa; Chordata; Actinopteri; Gobiiformes; Gobiidae
Product: coenzyme Q-binding protein COQ10 homolog, mitochondrial
Exons: 5
Coding region: 97-792 (231 amino acids)
Biological process (GO): cellular respiration; ubiquinone biosynthetic process
Cellular component (GO): mitochondrion
Molecular function (GO): ubiquinone binding
Source: RefSeq, a predicted model, not a curated record